UGCUAUAUAAAGGCAGAUGCACCUGGUAUUCUUGGUAUCAGUAUCGGUCGUCGUUAAAGGACUAAGGGACAGGACUAGCUCGCACGAAGAGUCCUCGCUAUGAAGACGAUCCUCAUCUUCGUGACAGCCAUAGUGGGAGCUCUAGCAGCACCCCAAGUUAAUCCAAAUGACAUCACAAUCGUGAAACAAGAGGAAUCGAACAAUAUUGGAGUAGGUGGAUAUCAUUUUAGUUACGAACAAAGCGAUGGCCAAAAAAGGGAUGAAACUGGGGAAUUGAAAAAUGAGGGUACUGACGACGAAUCGAUGGAUGUAACGGGUAGUUUUUCAUUCACAUCACCAGAUGGCCAUACUUACAGGGUUGAUUACAAGGCCGACAAGGACGGAUUCCACCCUACCAUCAAUCUUGUAUCCAAAUAGAGAAGUAUCAGAAGUGAUGUUCCGUACUAUUAACGUUAUCUAGGAUUUUGCGACCUUCGACACACGCCAAUAUAAGUGCAUUAGUAUAUCUUAGAGACGAGGGUCUCUAGUAUAUCUUACACUUACCUUAAAAUAAUUCUGAGGCACGCGAUUCACUGUUAAAUAUCCUUAAAAUUAUUGAUCAUCAAUUCCAAAUAAUUUACCUCCCUUACAACCGUUCACCAUUCUUUCUUUUCUUCUGGAAGUAUUGAACUUAAGAUAGGUGAUUGUUUUGACUGUAAAAUAGAAUUGUUGUUCGACCCAGUAAAGGCAAAUUUUCAAUAAUAUAAAAUUUUCUGAAGAAUCUACUUCGUUCAUUUACAUCGUUUAAUUAUGGCAACAGUAUGAAUUCUAUCUUCAGUUGUGAAACGCGUGCCGGUUUGUAAGGCAAGUUAUACUAUAUAGAUUUGAGGAACUAUUGUUAAACAUUUUGAACGAGAGACUAUUCAGGAUCGAUUAUUAGAGAGACGACGACGUAGCAUUCAUUAGCACGCCUUAAAAUUCGCGUGAAAAUGAGUAACGUUUUUAUACAUGUACCCUUAUAUAUGCAUAGUAAAACACCAAUCGCGUAAUAAAUAUAUACAUACAUACACAGAUCA
This is a messenger RNA of Osmia bicornis bicornis, 1055 nucleotides long. RefSeq names its product endocuticle structural glycoprotein ABD-5-like. NCBI's taxonomy places the organism in Eukaryota, Metazoa, Arthropoda, Insecta, Hymenoptera, Megachilidae. The transcript has 3 exons. Gene Ontology annotation, cellular component: chitin-based extracellular matrix. Gene Ontology annotation, molecular function: structural constituent of chitin-based larval cuticle. The record is from RefSeq and is a predicted model, not a curated record. The coding region runs from base 100 to 417 and encodes 105 amino acids.